Messenger RNA from Leptinotarsa decemlineata (Colorado potato beetle), 664 nucleotides. RefSeq names its product 27 kDa glycoprotein-like. The record is from RefSeq and is a predicted model, not a curated record. NCBI's taxonomy places the organism in Eukaryota, Metazoa, Arthropoda, Insecta, Coleoptera, Chrysomelidae.
GAAAAACUUGAGAAGGCUUCAAUGUGUUCGUCUAAGUUCAUGAAUUUGAGCAACGUAGAGAGUGAUUUGAGGAAAGCCAUAGAAACGAAGUCGCUGGAUAACGUAUUUCAAAGAUACUGCAAGAUUUGGACCCCGUUUAUGAAUUGUUUAAACGAAACUAUAUUAGUCCUCAAAGAGUGUCUUGAUGAAGAUGAGAAAUAUCAGGUAGACGUUGCUUUGGACAUCUUCGACUACAUGCAGGUCACUUUGUGUUCUCAUGGAGCGAUAAAAUUCAGACAAUUCUAUAAGGAAGGUGGAUUGGACUGCGUUCAAGAAGAAUGGGAAAACAUCAAAAAAUGCAUUGAUGAACAAAAAUCUAUUCCAAAGAUGUUGCGUCAAGGAAAUUGCCAAGAUUUCGGAGAAAUUCGUGUUUGUAUCAGCGAGAAACUGAAAUUUUCCAAUAAUUCUGGCCCAACUGAAGCAAUCAAUGAUAUGAUGCAACUUUUGGAUGAAAAGUUCUGCAACAACGCUUCGGUUAGUACUCCAGCCCCUGCUACAGGACAUCAAAGUUUAGUUACACCUGUUCUGCUUAUUGCAGUAUUUUAUUUAACUUUAUUGAUUACUUACUUCUAAGAGAGCAUCUGAUGGUAUAACAUUUAUAUGAAUAAAUAAUAUGUAACUAUAA